CAUGUCCAAAGCAACCACAAUUAAGGAGGCCCUGAAGCGCUGGGAGGAGCGGGAGCAGCAAAACUCCCUGAAUGCCAAAAACAUUGAUCUGCAAUUCCAGUGGCCACCCAUCGAGAAAAUGGACGCCACGUUGGGAACACUGGUGCAGUGCGAGAGAAUCAGUUUGUCAACUAACAUGAUUGAAAAGAUUUUCGGCUUAGCGGGUAUGAAGUGUCUGAAAGUAUUGUCUUUAUCAAGGAACUAUAUCAAACAGAUAUCCGGAUUGGAGGCUGUAGCCGAAACACUGGAGGAGCUUUGGCUCAGCUACAAUCUCAUAGAGAAAAUAAAAGGCUUGACAGGACUAAAAUGCCUAAAGGUGCUGUACAUCAGCAAUAAUUUGAUCAAGGACUGGUCGGAGUUUAAUCGCCUUGCCGAGAUCGAGUCCUUAGAGGAUCUAGUGGUUGUUGGGAAUCCUCUAUCCGAAGGAUUGGACGAACCGUCUUGGCGAGCGGAGUGCAUCAAGAGGCUGCCCACCAUUCGGAAACUCGACGGAGAACCGGUCGUCCUCAAUGAGGAGCCACAGCUCUAG
Messenger RNA from Drosophila ficusphila, 568 nucleotides. RefSeq names its product dynein axonemal light chain 1 (gene ODA-Dnal1). The transcript is spliced from 3 exons. Bases 2 to 568 code for a protein of 188 amino acids. Gene Ontology annotation, cellular component: cytoplasm. The record is from RefSeq and is a predicted model, not a curated record. Lineage: Eukaryota; Metazoa; Arthropoda; Insecta; Diptera; Drosophilidae. Gene Ontology annotation, molecular function: protein kinase binding.